Messenger RNA from Aspergillus candidus, 1630 nucleotides. Its product is annotated as questin oxidase family protein. The transcript is spliced from 4 exons. Gene Ontology annotation, molecular function: oxidoreductase activity. Lineage: Eukaryota; Fungi; Ascomycota; Eurotiomycetes; Eurotiales; Aspergillaceae. The record is from RefSeq and is a predicted model, not a curated record. The coding region runs from base 221 to 1429 and encodes 402 amino acids.
UGAGCUUCGACAGCCAAUCUUGAACACAUUCAUACAGAGCUCAAUUCGGCGCAUAAGUACACUCAAAGAUAUAGCGCGCACUCUCUAGUCCAGUGCACCAUCCAUGCAAUUAUAUCACUAAAGCACGCCGUACAACGAUCCCAACGCCUCGGCCCAACAAAAGUAGCGGCAUAAUCUAGCAGUGAACAUCGAAUACAAUAACAUCAGAUACGACACAACGAUGAUCUCAAUCUCAAUACCAUCCCUCAGCAACCUAAUCCCAUGGCGCGACCGCACACCCUUCACCACUCCUCCGAUGCAGACCCACGAAAUCGAUACAGCGCAAGAGAGACCCGCCCGCGCGGUAAAACACAUGCUGAAGCUGAACCAUGCCAACUACAGCCUGCUGCGGUCUGAUGGCGCCCACCGCAACCAAAUGCCUCAUGUGUUGGGUGCGUAUUUCCUCCUCGGCGCUGAUGCGAAUGCUUUGGAUCGCGCCUGGGAAGCGGAGUCGAAGGCCCUUGAGCCGUGGGUUGAUUCUCCGGCGGAGAUCAGCACGUAUGACUGGAGGGACUUUUUAGGGAAGAGAGAAUACCAACGCGCUUUUCUUGAUUUCUUCGAAGACCAGCUCGUCGUUAAUUACGCCUAUGAUUGGAGAAAGCUCGUCUCGGACUACUUAUUUACUGGACAGGAGCCGCUUUUCAAAGCGUUAUGCUCAGGACUCGGCCACACAGCCCUCCACCUCUCCACGGCAUUCGUCCUCUCCAGCAGGGAAGUAGCAAUGGAGACUCUCGCCCUAGCAGCGUCAACAAUGACCACAACAGCCAACACCGACCCCCCAACCCUAAGACACACCCAUCCCCAACAGCCAACCUACCACUCGACCUCCUUCCAAGAGAUUCUCACCACCGCCCACAAAGACAAGCGCUUCUCCACCGCCACCCCCACGAACGACGAAGACGCAGAAUCCAUCCUCCUAGACCACUACCACGCCUGGACCCUUGACUCCCAAAACGCAGACGCACAGCUCCGCGAAGCGCUCGACGUAGCCGCCUCCCUCGCUGCGUCCAGUCCUAGCCCGUCAUCGCCCGACACCCCAUCCAUCCUUAACAUCCUCGUCGCCGCCCACGCUGUCCGAGUCCUCAUCCCACUCAUCCCGGGCCGCUUCCACGAGCGCCUCCUCCGGCAGUGGUGGCUGCUCACGCUGCGGGUCUACGUUGCGCAGGGGCGUCCGGAGCUCUUGAGCCGUGUCAGUGUGCAAGAGGAGGAGCAUGACCUGGACGGUCGCAACUGGGGGUGGGCUGCUGCGCGGUGUGUGCAGGGCCCGCGUGUAGACGCGCUCUCCGCGCAAAGUGUCCUUGCGCUCAAGGAGGCGGCGGGGACUUGGGGGGAUGCUGAUGGGCUCUAUUUGAGGGCUGCGGUGCGGGUUGUGAAGGGUUUGGCGGCGUAGGUCUGUGGCGUUUUCAGCUUAUAUUUGCAUAUUACAUUUAAUUUUGGUAGUCUAUUAUAUCUGCGUGUAAUUGUGAAUGUGAAUGUACUUGUAUAGAUCGAUCUGAUGAAGUUAUUGCCUGAGGCAUUAAUAUAUUCAGUAUCACGUGCAGGUGCUUAGGUGCUGGGUUUGCAGUGUUUGUGCGCAGCUCCAGAUAUUCUC